CCCAAUUCGAGUUCCUUGUCCCCUCCACUUUGCAGCCCCUCUCCUCCUCCCACUCAAUCAAUCAAUCAUCGGCCCUUCCCCAAUCACUCACACUCUCACUCCUCGUUAUUACUAUCACUUAGUACUACCACUACUUCUCUUUCGGCAUCCUUCCCUUCCACCUCCUCCCUGAACAUCCACCUUCCGAGAGAUGGGCUUUUCCUGAUAAGGGCAGUGCGCUGACCAUUCAGCUUUUCCCUCUUUCAUCCAUCCUUUCACCCCCGGAUUCUUCUCUCAUCAUCCUCAAUUCCCACCUUCUGCCUAAACGGUUAUCGUUCGAUUUUCGCCCAUUCUAGAACGAUGAACGUCGAUGAAGAUCGCCAGCUGGAUCUGUGAAUAAUACUUUUAGACUCGCGCGUGCGAUGGACGCUAGAAAUUCCCACCUCUAUCAGCCAACGGCGCGCUCUUUGGCCACCGACCACGAGCACGUCUUGCCUGUGCUGAGCAAACCAGCUGCUUGGGCCCCUCCCACCACUGCUGUCCAUCCGGUUACUAUUAAUAAUAAUACCUAUCAACAUCCUCAUCAUCCCUACAAUUAUCCGAUCUCGACAUCCAGCCAACCGUUGGCUUAUGGCCCUGUCCCGCCGCCGCCCCAGCAAUCACUACCUCCGGCCCCCGUCCAUGCCGACGCGCAGACCUUCACCACCGAAUCUACCCGGCAGGAUGUAAACAGGAACGGGGUCACGAAACCCCGCAAACCGCGGAAGUCCAACAAUGCCGCCGCGGGGAAAUCGACAUUGUUCUGGGUGCAUACCGAUCCACAGUCCGUGUCCGAAGGUACCAGGGAGGAGACACUCAAGCGCAUUCGUUCCCAUGUUAUGUCCGAGCACAACCGCAAGAAAAGGCUAGAAAAUACGAAACGCUACAAGAGCAAAACCUGGAAACACCUUGCCUUUCAGCCCGUGGAAACUACAGCCUCCAGUUCGUCAGCUGCAGCUCCGGCUUCUUCGGCCCCUUCUACCGGAUCCUUCCCGAAACCAAGUGUCACCGAAUCCUCCUCCUUCGGCACGCGAAUUGUCUCCGAUUCUCCCUCCUCUUCUUCUUCAUCCUCUGGUUCAUCAUCGCCCGAACAGCGACAGAAGGAAGUACCGCAGCAAGAGCUGGUGGUUACGGACGCGGGCAGUUACCCAGCUGUUUCUGCCGAGACAGUGGACAACUACAGCAACGAAACUCCUUCUUCGCAGAAUGCUCUCGCGCCCGUGCAGUCUGCAACUCCGUGGGCUUAUUUGGGCGGUGCCACCGACCCGUUCAAUUCGAUGCAUACGGUCAUGUCGGACCGUAUGUGUCGACACCUUCAGCACUUUUUCGACCUGACUCAGCAGGCAUAUCCUCUGCAGCGCCGGUAUGGACCUAAGUUGCGGGAUCACUGGACCGCAUUAGUCCAACAAGAUCCAGUAUCAUUGCACGCUUGUAUAUGUGUAGCGGCGUCGAAUUCCGCCUUGGCAGCAGGGGAGCUCCCGCUGACGGACCCCAAUAAGCGGCGUUCUAGCGUGCUACUUCUGGACACAUUCCACCAUCGGGGUGAGACAAUCAAACUAGUCAAUGAGGGAUUGUCGGAUCCGAUCAAGGCCUCCAGUGACCAGCUGAUCGCCGCCGUGUCAAUCCUAUUGACGAUUGAGAUUGCAUCUGGCAAUGCCGACUAUCUCAAAAUCCAUCUGGCGGGCCUCCGGCAGAUGGUAGGUAUGAGGAAAACCUUCGCGGAUGUGCCGCCCGACGUUCGAUUCCAGAUAUCAUGGACUGACAUCCGUGUGGCGUGCAUGGCCGGCACCAAGCCCAUAUUCCCUUUUAUUCGUUACGCCCGUCCCUCGCAAUUGGCACUUAUGCCUCCUAAUGACGAUCUACUAAUUUUAGCUACGCGUUUGACACAAUUAAUUGAGAUACCCGGCAUCUUUGGGGAUGCCAUGUCCAAGAUGAUAUAUGACCUGGCUGCAUUGACGUGGUACUGCGAAUGGAUCAAAAGUACAACGCAAUACCAAGAAUUUGACGAUGAGACGGAGGACUACUUCAACACCGAAGUCCUGUACGUCGAGUACUCCCUCCACGAGGACCGUUACACGGCGACAGGCGAAAUCAAGAUGGAAGCCACCAUCGAAGGCUGCGUUCGGCUGGCAUGCCUGGUGUUCCAUAACACCGUCAUUUGGGGCUUCUACCCGCACAUCGCGCCGGUGUUCCCCAAACCUGUGACUGCGCUUCGUUUAGCGCUGGAAAGCACGAUGAGUGCUGGAUACUUUGAACUGUGCCGGGAUGUGCUGAUCUGGAUCCUGUUCAUCGGGGCGUGCAGUUCGCGGCUGCUACCGGAGCGGACAUUUUUCGUGAACGAGCUUGUUUCGGUACUGCGAGAAGACGGAAGCAUCCACUCGUGGCAGGAACUCCGAGCCCUACUUCUGGGCUUUUUCUAUGCGGACCGGAGUUAUCUGACUCCGCUACGAGAACUAUGGGAUGAAAUUGAGAUAAAGCUCCGCGCACCGCACGAAUGUAUAUAGACCCGACAUAACACUCAAACAUAGGACUGAUCGCAUGUUACAUGUGGCAUGUAUGAUAUAUUAAUGAGACACGGUAUAUAUGACACUGCUGCCAUUAGUUCUCACGGUUCCCAUAGUACUACUCCU
Aspergillus welwitschiae is the source of this 2648-nucleotide messenger RNA. RefSeq lists its product as uncharacterized. The record is from RefSeq and is a predicted model, not a curated record. The coding region runs from base 402 to 2522 and encodes 706 amino acids. The transcript is spliced from 4 exons. NCBI's taxonomy places the organism in Eukaryota, Fungi, Ascomycota, Eurotiomycetes, Eurotiales, Aspergillaceae.